Chilo suppressalis (striped riceborer) is the source of this 870-nucleotide messenger RNA. The record is from the annotation of a GenBank genome assembly. NCBI's taxonomy places the organism in Eukaryota, Metazoa, Arthropoda, Insecta, Lepidoptera, Crambidae.
GUCAAAUUUUUUUUUGUUUCAGCUGGCUUGACUUCAGUAUUUUCAUUAAAAUUUCUAAUAAAAUUAGAAGAUAUCUAUAAUAAUUGUGGUAUCAAAUAAUUUGGAAGUGCUUAACUAAAGUCUAUAAAACACAGAAGUUUCAAAAGGAUAACCAACUAAAAAUGUUGGUGCUCGUACUUGGUGAUUUACAUAUUCCCCACCGCUGCAGCAGCUUACCCGCCAAGUUUAAGAAACUAUUGUUACCGGGUCGUAUCCAGCACAUACUUUGCACAGGGAACCUGUGCACCAAAGAGUCUUACGACUACUUGAAGACAUUGGCUAGUGAUGUCCAUGUUGUUAGAGGUGAUUUUGAUGAUAAUACUACAUAUCCCGAGCAGAAAGUGAUAACGGUUGGUCAGUUCCGUAUAGGACUCAUACAUGGUCACCAAGUGGUGCCUUGGGGUGAUGAAGAAUCCCUGGCUUUAGUUCAGAGGCAGCUAGAUGUCGACAUACUGAUCUCAGGUCACACACACAGAUUUGAAGCUUACGAACAUGAGAAUAAAUUCUACAUUAAUCCUGGAUCGGCAACAGGGGCGUAUAGUCCAUUGUUUAGAAAUGCUACACCUUCAUUCGUUCUAAUGGACAUACAGAGCUCUACCGUAGUGACCUAUGUAUACAAAUUGCUUGGAGAUGAGGUGAAAGUUGAAAGAAUCGAGUACAAGAAAGCAUAAUCUUAUUUAAGUUAGCUACAUGUGUCUAAUCUUUUGUAUUCAUAAGAAUAUUCCCAUUCUAUUUUUGUUAAAAUUAAUCUCAUAAUGUACCAUAUUAAGAUGUAAAAUGUACAAUGAAGGAACAAAGGGCUCUUUGACUGUAUGGAUUAGAUUCGCGUUU